Messenger RNA from Aspergillus luchuensis, 1266 nucleotides. It is a transcript of the gene cdc43, whose product is annotated as protein geranylgeranyltransferase type I subunit CDC43. Bases 1 to 1266 code for a protein of 421 amino acids. Gene Ontology annotation, biological process: protein geranylgeranylation. Gene Ontology annotation, cellular component: CAAX-protein geranylgeranyltransferase complex. The record is from RefSeq and is a predicted model, not a curated record. The transcript has 5 exons. Gene Ontology annotation, molecular function: CAAX-protein geranylgeranyltransferase activity. Lineage: Eukaryota; Fungi; Ascomycota; Eurotiomycetes; Eurotiales; Aspergillaceae.
AUGACCGACGUCCCAGUCACUUUUACCAAAGAACGACACAUCAAGUAUUUCCUACGAUGUCUCAAAACCUUCCUUCCCAGCCUAUACACCUCCAAUGACUCCAAUCGCAUGCUUCUCGCCUUUUUCACGGUCGCCGGCUUAGACCUCCUCGGCGUCUUGCAGAGCAAAACCACCCCCGAAGAGCGACAAGGCUACAUCGACUGGAUCUACCACUGCCAGGUUCCCACGGGCGGAUUUCGAGCCUUCACCGGAACGGAUUUUGGCGCGGAGAAUCGGACAUUGGAUAAUGAAGCUUGGGAUCCGGCAAAUGUACCCUCUACCUUCUUUGCGCUGGAGCUCCUUAUCAUCCUGGGCGAUGAUUUAUCGCGAGUGAAGCGGAGGGAGUGUUUACAAUGGUUGCCGCGCCUGCAGCGUGAUAAUGGAAGCUUUGGAGAGGUGCUGGGACCGGGAGGGAAGAUUGAAGGUGGUGGUGAUCUCCGCUUUUGCUGCUUUGCGGCAGGCACGCGGUAUAUUCUGCGGGGGAAUGGCGGGGCAGAUGUGGAUGGCAUCAAGGACAUUGAUGUGGACAAGCUGGCCGCGUUUGUUCAGGCAUGUCAAGCAUAUGAUGGCGGUAUGGGUGAAGCACCCUUUUGUGAAGCGCAUUCCGGUCAUACGUAUUGCGCAAUGGGCGCCUUGACAUUCUUAAGUCGUAUGGCAAAGGAUCAGAAGCCACCGCCAGUCCUUUCGCCAGGCGCGAACGAAUUCGAGUCCUUGGUUCGUUGGCUCGUUGCCAGACAAACGACAGAACUCGGCGACACCGAGGAGGACUCGGACGAUGAUAACAGCUCUGAGGUGAAUGAGGUUCCGAAACCGGUACCGGAGGCUGUUGAAGAAGUAAGCUUAGAUGAGAGCCUCGAUAAGCUCCCCGCUAUACCGCCACCAACGGAACAGGAUCUACGAUGUGCAGGCUUCAAUGGGCGAUGUAAUAAGUAUGCUGAUACAUGUUACUCAUUCUGGAACCUGGCAACAUUAGAUAUGAUGAAUAGGUUAGACCUCGUGGACGCAAGUCGGAAUCGGCAAUAUCUUCUCGGAAAAACGCAGCAUAUCAUUGGCGGUUUUGGAAAGGGUGUGGGCGAGCCACCAGAUCUCCUCCAUUCCUACUUUGGGAUGGUCGCCCUCGCGUUCCAGGGAGAGGAAGGGCUAGAUGGGGUUGAUCCAGCGCUGUGUAUGAGCCAUCGGGCCGUGCAGCAACUACAGUCUCUCCCUUGGUGGAAAGAAGGGGUUUGA